UGGCUCAUUCUUUCCUGCGCCGGCAACAGACACAAACCACCCCCCUCCACCCCUCCUCUGUCCACUCAUCCCAGCAUGCGCCACCUAUUCGGGGGUAAGACCAACAGACUCUUCACCGGACUGAAAGCAGAGCUCUGCGCUGCGGCUGUUGCUGAAUGAAUGCAGCAUUUUCUUGCGCCUACAACCACACUGAGUGAGACAGAGUAUCAGCGAGACACUGCCAGCAACUGAGAGCCACUGAGCUGAAGAGCAGAACAGCAGAUCAGGUGGUGCCUCCGUAUUUCUUGCUCUUCAGUUCUCCCUCCCUCCCUCCUUAGGACACACUGCAAAGGAGGACUGAGGACAGGGAGGUACUCCGCAAGACUUCCCCAGCUGAAAGUCUUUCUGUUUUGAUUUUGUGUCGGGUCCCGUGUGACCCCUCAACACUUCUCCCUCAGACCUAGAGUAUUCUGCCAAAGACACAUAGCAGAGGACCAGGAACAGACAGACAGGCACAAGUGGGCAGACGGUCUGAGAUGGAGUUGCAGGGGAGAAAAUCAUUCCUGCACAGGUGUGCGAAGUCUGGCGAUGUAGUCCAUGCAGGUCUGGUCAUCACACUUCUGGUUGGAGUCUGGUACUCGCAGGCACUGGAGGUGAGCACGGGGAAGGUCCAUUUCAUAGAAGUGAUGAAUGGAAGUUCAGUGUUGUUACCUUGCACUUACGCCAGCUGCAUCGGCAUUAAAAACCUUUACUUCAGCUGGCAGUUCAAGGACAAUGGGACACUAAUUAAGCUGUGUGAAGCCGUCAUCCCAGCAGAAGGAAUAGAGCCUAAUGUGAAAAUCUACCAUGAGCGGGUAGAGUUUGUGGGCACCAGCAAGAAAAGUAAUAUCUCCAUCCUACUGCAUAAUGUCACAUUCGAGGACCAGGGAGAAUAUAUCUGCUUUGCCCGCAACCCCAAAGAGAAGGACCGCAACCAUAGUGCAGUAUUCACUCUUUAUGUGGUAGACGAGUUGAGAGUGGUGGACAACACACUGACCCUCAUAAUUGUGUCUGUGCUCGGUGGGGUCAUCGGUCUCAUCAUCCUCAUCAUGGUGGUGAAAGCUGUAGUUAUUGCUGUUCUAAACAGGGUCCAGGAGAAGAAUAAAGAGUGCCUUGUGAGCUCUUCAGGGAACGACAAUACAGAAAAUGGCCUCCCAGGAUCCAAAGCAGACAGCAAACCAACACCAAAGGCAUGAGAGGAGCAUGUGUGUGUACAUAUAUGAGCAUAUGUAUACAUGCAUUCACAAUUAUAACAAAUUGAAGGAAAGUU
Molecule: messenger RNA, 1288 nt
Organism: Danio aesculapii
Lineage: Eukaryota; Metazoa; Chordata; Actinopteri; Cypriniformes; Danionidae
Product: sodium channel subunit beta-4-like
Exons: 5
Coding region: 516-1214 (232 amino acids)
Biological process (GO): cardiac muscle cell action potential involved in contraction; regulation of sodium ion transmembrane transporter activity; regulation of ventricular cardiac muscle cell membrane repolarization
Cellular component (GO): voltage-gated sodium channel complex; membrane
Molecular function (GO): sodium channel regulator activity; transmembrane transporter binding
Source: RefSeq, a predicted model, not a curated record